This is a messenger RNA of Prunus avium (sweet cherry), 1789 nucleotides long. RefSeq names its product Small nuclear RNA activating complex (SNAPc), subunit SNAP43 protein. Gene Ontology annotation, cellular component: snRNA-activating protein complex. The record is from RefSeq and is a predicted model, not a curated record. Lineage: Eukaryota; Viridiplantae; Streptophyta; Magnoliopsida; Rosales; Rosaceae. Gene Ontology annotation, molecular function: sequence-specific DNA binding. Gene Ontology annotation, biological process: snRNA transcription by RNA polymerase II; snRNA transcription by RNA polymerase III.
AAAUAUAAAUACACAACUUUUAAAAAAAUAAAGCCUCUCUCUCCCCUUCUCCUCCCAACCCCGGCCAGCCAACACCUCCCUGUAACCCAACCACCACUGCAGCCACCCAAGCCCAAACAACCAAAUCGCCCCAUGGGGCAAUUUUGACUUAUCGUAUGUUAUUGGCUUGGCACAAUGGUUAUAGGAGAGAAUGAGAAUACUAAGUUGGGCCCAUUCAUCCUACUCGUAUUCUCGUCGCAAUUGCAAGCAUCACAACUUAAUUCUUCAGUUCCAAUUUUGUGCACUCUUCUCCGUCACUUUGUCUCUCACGAAACCAGCUGAGGUUGUGUAAAAUGUGGGUAAUGUCAUAAAACGAAGGAGGCUCUGGCAAAAUUCUGACCGAGGAAAAUUGGCUUUAAAAGUUCAGCCAUCCCAUUUUCAAAUCCUGGGACCAUCAUCAAACGCUGAACAGACUGGAAACACUGACCCACUGUGACAGAGAAAUUAAGUCCCAAUGGAUCUCACUCCAUUUAAGCGUGACAUUGAUGAGCUUAUAGAUGCAUUUGCUGAGGGUGAAUCAACGAGUUUGGCUGACAUGAAGAGAAUUUGGCUUUCCAAAAAGUUCUCUUACAUUUACGAGGCACGUCCUUCUACCAACUUGGCCUUCUUUAUGCAGUCAUUAUAUGCCCAUUCAAUUGGAUACAUAAUCGGUACAGCUACUUUAUCGCACAAACUGGGUGGGCUCUAUUGCCUCUUCUGUCUCUAUGAGACUCAACCAUUCAAACCUCCUUUUAAGAUUUAUCUAUCUCUUGAAGAACUGAAGAAACUUCGAAAGCUGGUUAUUAAUGCAAAGGAACACGAUUUAAGAGUGGUAUCUGCUUUGGUGAAAAGGAUGCUAGAAAAGAAUGUUUUCCUGUUUGGCUCUGUAGACACAAAUGAAGGCUCUUUUACAGAGACGGUAGACCAACUGACACAGUUACAGAAUGCUCGAGUUCAAGUUGCAUACAAGGAGUUAUUUGCUAAUACUAAGAUUGAGGACUUUCUCCACAUGGAUUUGGGAAUGGAAGUUGACCUGAAUAUGCUCAAGAAAAUGUCAACAGAUUAUGCAGAGGCCAAGAAAAUAGCAAUUAAUGAGGCCAGCAAGGUCGUGGAUGUUCAAGAUAUAAAGCACAUAUCAGAAGAUAAGGAACUGGUUGGAGAUGCAGUGGAGAAGAUGGUAGGGCACUGGGAUGCUCAAAGAGAAUUGUUUUAUCAACAAACAGGAGCAAAUCAGAAGCUCCCUGAAGGAGAGCAGCAACUAGAACCAAAGCAGCUGCAGCUGCAUCUGCAGCUCCUGAGUGAUGAUGAGAACUUUGAUCAGGAAUUGGAACAACUGCUAUCUGAAACAUGAUCAUACAAGCUGUUGAAAAACAAGGCUUCAUUGCCCUCUAUGGAUGAUAAUACUAGGGAUCCGGCAGCUGGCAAGGUUGAUGGCUGGAUUUUUUCUGAAGUUGUUAUGACUUUUAUUUUGAUACUAAGGUCUCAAGUUUCAAAAGAAGGUGAUGGAAUCCAGCGGCUGCUUUUUUUUAGGUGUUUCAUGAGACAAGUGCUAUCUAUGUUGAAUUUUGUACAUAUUAGUGUUUGGUUGCAAAGUUAUGAACAAUGGCUCUAGUGAUCUCAUUUGAUACAUUUUCCCUUCAAUUGGAUUGCCCAAGGGAAAAUGUAAAGAAAAUGAGAAUUCAAUGCACAUAUUAGCUUUGACCAAGAAUCUGACUUUCCAUGAUGACAUGUUGACUUUGCACCACCUCUCCUUAUUCCAAUAUAUAUAAAA